UACUCUGUAGUCGCGCAACACUUGGGUUGUGGGCCUGUGGGGACCGGCUAAAGGUCUGGCCACCAGGCAGCUGCGCAUCCUGCCUGCAGCGGCGAUGGAUUUGAAUGAGGAUGAUCCUUGGUGUUUCACAGGCUGGACGUUAAUGUUCUACAGAGAUUGACCGUGUUUCUUUCCACAGUUGGGUGCAGUCACGUGGCCCACGUGGCCUCUGUGGAGCUCGUGUCUUCAGAGAGUGUGGCCUGCAGGGCAGAGGUGCUCUGGUUUCUGCCGACAGGAAACCAUCUUAAACAGCAAGUCAGUCUUUCAGUCCUGAUCAUGAGCCAGUUAUUCUGAAGUUUUCACCCUCAAAACGUCCUCACAAGUAUGGUCAGACAUGCUUGUCACACUCGUUGGUGUCUCUGUCCUUGUGGGGACCAGGGGUCUCAGCCGCUCGAGGGCGUUACAACUGGACAUGAAGAAAUGAUAGGUUCAGCACACGUUGCUGCUCUUUACAAGUGAUAUAUGUCACGGAAGUCACCACUGACAAUCCCUUUAAAAUCCAUUAUUUUCCCGCCAAAACACUGUUGAUGUUUUGUGUUGCCACCGCACAUGUAUGGUUUCAAGGACCAUUGAGGGUUCCAGUCAAAGAGAUGAAUUUGUUUGAGCGUUUUGUUAUUGAGUUGUUUUGUUUUUGUUUUUUUGAGGUGGUGUAAUAAUCAUUGAGGUUUGACAGUGUGUGUAGUGAUGGUGAAUACUUUUCGGUCCAGAAUCGUCCAUAGAUAGAUAGUAUGCUGCUAUUGAGCCUCAAUAACAUCCUCAUUAAAUACUUUUGACACUUGAUUUCGAGUGGGUGAUGGAUUGUUAUAAUACUGCAUGGUUUUGCUUGAAUAAAUCUGUCUUCACAAUAAAGUGAUGUGUGUCCUCGUCCACAACAACCAUUGUACAAUAACAGCUAUUUGUUAAUACAUUUCCACAUAUGCUGUGUUUUAUUGCUUCACCAUCCUCUGACGACUGAAACUCACACUUCUGUUCUAUUAUAUUUUAGAACAGAGAAACACAAGGAUCCGACUGACUUCCGUGUUGACACGUAAGCCCCGCCUCUCCCCGCGCGCCCCGUCCGUCACCACGUCUCCAUGGCGACCAGCCGUCGCCACAGAAACACUAACGCUUGACGUCGCGUUUCUCAAGUUUCCAGCCGAACUUUCUCCGCCGAACUUCUCACCGUAGGACGGACUCCCCGCACUUCAGUCACGAUAACUGCUCGGUCAAAGUGUCCGAGUCCGCUCUCUGCUGCAGGUGCUCCAGGGAGCUUCUGCCAAAAAUGGACAACAACGAUCACCUGAAGUCAACUCGAGGGCUGUUCAUCCGCUGCGUGUCCAUUCCUGGCGUCACUGAAGAGUCCUGGUCGGGGGAGAAUGAGAGAGCGCUGGAGCAGUUUGUCUGUGACGAGUCCAUCACAACCUUGGUGGUCUACCUGGACGUCCACAUGAAGCUGCGAGUGGAGUUCACCAUUCCUGUGCAGGUGGCGGAGCAUUUGGUGUAUUUCAUUCGCGAACCUGGCGCCAUCAUCACCCCGGAGACCUUCGAGGCGGCGGUGCAGUUCGGCACGGUGAGGGGCGACCCCACCCACAGUCUGCUCCGCUUCAUGGCCAGUUUGCACGCUCCUCUGGUCUCCCUCUCGGCCCACUGGGAGAGGAACAUCAAGAAUAACUACGUCAAUGACCUGCACUGCUACCUGGCCGCUCUCACAGAUGAGGUCCAUCAAAAGGAGGGUCAGACGGUGCUGUAUGUCCCGACGGAAGGUCUUCAGUUCAGUCCUGAAGAAGCAGUCAAGGACAAGAAGCUGCUCCAGAGGAUGGAGACUGUGGUCAUCCACUGGACGGAUCAGAUCAAGGACUUCCUGAACAGGCAGGAAGUGAUGAAGAUGAGGGACGGCGGCGGUCCUCUUCAGGAGAUCUCCUUCUGGAAGAGUCGCUCAACCAUGCUGUCGGAUAUUUCCCUGCAGCUGCAGAAGCCCGGCGUCCAACACAUCCUGAGCAUCCUGCAGCUCGCCAGGUCUCUCUAUGUCCAGCGCUUCUCCAAAAUGACCUCGCAGAUAACGGACUUUGAGGACGAGGCACGGUCCAAUCUGUCCUACCUGUCCAUACUGAUGGAGCCCUGUGAGGAGCUCCAGCGCCUGGAGCUGCACCAGAUGGCCCCCAAACUGCGUCACAUCGUGAACCUCGUCCGCAUCAUCUGGGUCAACUCAGCCCGUUACAACACCAGCGAGAGCGUCACGGGUCUCUUCUGCAAGGUGAGUAAUGAAGUCAUCUGCCUGUGCAUCAGAAGCAUCUCUCUGGACAAGAUCUUCGGAGGAUUUGUGACGUCCAGCAAGAGGAGCCUCCACCAGUGCAUGGACUGCUGCCUGGCCUGGAAGGACAUCUACCAGGAAGUGGCUGAGACUCACCAGAGGCUCUCUACUAAGCCGUGGGACUUGGACCAGAACAGCAUCUUCGUCCUGGUGGACGUCUACUUGGAGCGCUUCAGGGACCUUCUGGAGGUCUGUGACUGCCAGCAGCAGUUUGCUCGUUGGGAAGACGGACAGCAGAGGGCCCCGCCGUGCUUCAGUGGAUGCCAGGGCCCCGAGUUCUCCCGCUCACUUCUGGAUCUGGAGGACAAAUUCCAUCACUACCUGAGGAACCUGCAGUCUGUGGGCAAAGAGAUCCUGGAUGUGGAGAGCGUCAGGUGGUGCACAGAGUUUAACAGGUUUCUCUUGGUGGUCAAAGAUCUGGAGAUGGUGAUGCAGAACCUGAUGGAUUCUGUGUUCAAGACUGUCAGCACUGUGGAGGAGGGGGUUCGUCUGCUGGAUGUCUUCAGACCCCUGUGCUCUCGGGAGGGUAUGAAGCGCACCAUGGAGGAGAAGGCGGAGGAGGUCUACAGCAUCUUCAGCAAAGAGCUGGCGACGAUCCACCGAGAACUGAACCAGAGGACUUCAUCUGUCCCCAAACACAUGCCCCUGCGAGCAGGCCACGCCCACUGGGCCCGGGGCUUCAGGAGCCACCUGGAGAGUCGCAUGGAGGUUCUGAAGAAAGCUCCGUUCCUGCCGGAGUCCUUCAGUCAGAAGCAGGUGUUUACCACCUACAGCCAAAUGGUUCACCUUCUGGAUGAGCUGGUGAGGAAGGAGUUCAGCGAGUGGAGCCAGAACCUGGACAGACUUCACGUGAAGAAGCUGGAGCAGCCGCUGAUGCUGCGCAGCAAGGACAAGUUCCCCAGGCUGGACAUCACAUUCGAUAGCCAUCUGUCCUCUCUGUUGGCUGAGAUCCACUACUGGGACCGGCUGAACUUUGAGAUCCCCCAGUGUGUGUCUGAGGUCUACUGGGACCGGGAGGAAAUCAGAGGGCUGAAGGAGCAAGCGAUGCUGCUGGCGCGAGACUACAACAGGAUCUUCACACUUCUGUCGUCGGACGAGCUGACUUUGUUUCGGGAGCGCAUUCGACAUCUGGACAAGCAGAUCCAGCCGGGACUCACCAGACUCACCUGGUUGACCAAAGAAUCGUCGGGCGCCUUCGUCCGGGACUGUCUGCUGCACAUCCACAGGGUCCAGCUGACUGUCGACUGGUUCAAGGCGUCGGUCCAAACCAUCUCGGGUCUCUGUCGUCGGCUGAGUGAAACCCUGCUGCUCAGGCUGGACGGCAAGACGGUGUACAGGAAUCUGGAUUUUGAGGAGGAUCAGAAGACUCACCAGCUGAGUCAAGUACAGUCUCUGCGCUCAGCUCACCAGGAGGUGGUGGAAAUCAUGAGCCACAUCCACGAAACCUUCAGUAACGAUGGACCCGAGGUCCAGGAUCAGUGGGUGUCCUUCACAGAGAAGGUGGAUCACAUGGUGGAGGAAGCUGUGAGAACAAAUGUUCUGCGCUCCAUGCAGCGUCUCUCCGUGGCCAUCAACGGGGAGGGCAAGACUUUGCCCAACCCUCUGUUCAAAGUCCAGGUCACGCUGCGACAGUCGCCCGCCCACAACAGCCCCAAGGUGGAAUUCUCCCCAGCGCCAGAAAAGCUGGCUCACGUUGUCAACCUCCUGCCGCAGCUCAUCCACAGCGUGUCUGGAUUCAGGCGACUGCCCGAGCUGCUCGGUGGCGCACGCUCUCAGUUCGCUCCCGUUCACAUCCGCAUCGAGCAGGACCAGGAGAUCAGGAGGAUCCAGACGGCUGUGUCUGCAGGGAUGUCGGCCGCGUGCAGCGACAUGAAGGAUUAUUUGGAGACCUGGAGCAAAUACCGCAACAUCUGGAUGAUCAACAAGGAUUCCUUCAUUCAACGCUACCAGAGGUUCAACCAGCCGGUCACCACCUUCGUGUCAGACAUCCACAGGUACACGGAAAACGCCAACAGUGUGGAGCAGGAGGAGACUCUGGUCAACAUCAGGUUCAUCACUCUGGACACCUCUCCCAUCAAGUCCUCCUUGGUGCAGCACUGCAACGAGUGGCAGUUCAAGUUCACACAGCUCCUCGGCAACAUGGCGAGCGCUCACCUGCGAGAGCUGCACGCCGCCAUGCGCGCGCACGCAGAGAGACUCAGAGAAGCCCCCAACUCGCUUGAAGAGCUCAGCCAGAACAUGAAGCUCCUGGAGAGCCUUCAGGGGGAUUUGGGGAAAACAGAGCAUCAAAUUUCCGUCGUCCACGAACAGUUCGCUGUCUUGGACAAGUACGAGGUCCCUCUGGAACCGUCGCUGCAGGAGCUUCGUGAGGCUCUGCCCAGAGAGUGGCUUUGGUUCCAGCAGGUCCUGGCAGACAGUGAUGUGGCGCUGAAGAAGCACAAGGAGAAGUUCAAGAGCAGCAUCGUCCUGUCUUCAGAGGAACUGAAGAAACAAAUCCAGACCUGCGUGCAGGAGUUCCACAGCAGCGGUCCCUUCAGCAGCCUCCUGAGCCCCGACUCUGCCUUGACGCAGAUCACUGGACACCGAGGUCAGCUGGAGACUCUGAAACAGGAGGAGAAUCGGAUCCUCAGCAGCCUGAGCUUCUUCAAGAUAGAGCAACCAGCAUCUAAAAGCAUCAGCACCCUGGAGAAGGACCUGGACUCCCUGCAGCAGGUGUGGGAGGUGACUCGGGAGUGGAGCUGUCACUGGGAGCGGUGGAAGCUGCGUCCGUUCGCUGAGCUGCAGACAGAGACCAUGGAGAGAACGGCUCAGGAUCUGUUCCACAAACUACGCCACCUGAAAGAGGAGCUGAAAGACAAGAGGUGGGACAUCCUGGACUCUUCCAAGAACAAGGUGGAUCACUUCAAGAGACUGGUUCCUCUCCUUGUAAACCUGAAGAACCUGGCCAUGAGAGAUCGACACUGGAAGCAGAUCUGCGACGAGCUGCAGUGCUCCUUCGACCAGACCAGUCCAGACUUCACCCUGGAGAAGAUCAUCUCUCUGGGCCUAGACAAGUCUGCAGACAAGAUCAGUGAGAUAUCUGAAGCGGCAACCAAGGAGGUGUCCAUCGAGCAGGGUUUGGAAGAGAUUUCAAAGACGUGGGAGGAAACAUCUCUGGAUGUUGCACCGUACAAGGAUGGAGGCCACUACCACCUCAGGGGGUCAGAGGAGGUGGUGCAGGCUCUGGAGGACAUCCAGGUCGUGCUGUCCACGAUGAGAGGGUCCUGCUUCGUCAAAGCCUUUGAGCACGAAGUGGAGCGUCGGGAACGUCAGCUGUCGCACGCCAUGGAAGUGGUGGAGAUGUUCCUCACCGUGCAGCGGCAGUGGAUGUACCUGGAGAACAUUUUCCAAGGAGAGGACAUCCAGGAGCAGCGUCCUCGGGAGUGUGAGCAGUUUGAAGACGUGAGUUCCAGUUGGAGAGCUGUCAUGGAGCGACUCCGACGGGAGAAUAACGCCUUGAGGGGAACCCAUCAGCCUGGUUUGCCUGCAAAACUCUCGGAGAUGAGUGUGAGGCUGGAGGAGAUCCAGAAAGCUCUGGACCAGUACCUGGAAGCCAAGAGGCAGAUCUUCCCACGAUUCUACUUCUUGUCCAGCAUGGACUUGCUGGAGGUCCUGGGUCAGUCCCAGAACCCGGAGGCCAUGCAGCCACACCUGAAGAAGUGCUUCAGCAACAUCAGGAGUCUGCACAUGAAAAAGGUGGGUCUGAAGAAUGAAGUGACCUCCAUGGCCUCAGCAGAUGGGGAGAUGGUGGAGUUCAUCCAGAGCGUGCAGCAGGACAAAGCUGUGGAGCUGUGGCUGUGCGACGUGGAGUCCACGAUGCGUCGCACUCUGAAGACCAGUCUGAAGGAUUGUCUGGACGCUCUGAAGAUGAUGAAGGGGAAGAGGGAGAAGUGGCUCAACGACUGGCCGGGCCAGGUGCUGAUCACAGCCAGUCAGAUCCAGUGGACCAGUGAGGUCACUCAAGCUCUCCUCAACUGUAAGGAGUUUGGCAACAAGUCCUCUCUCAAGUCCAUGAAAGAGAAGCAGGUGUCCAUGCUUAAGCGCUACUCGGAGAUGGUCCGUGGAGAUCUAUCCAGCGUCCUCCGUCUGAAGAUGGUGGCUCUGGUCACCGUGGAGGUCCACGCCCGGGACGUUAUCGACCAACUGGCCCGCGUCAGCUGCAAGGAUGCCAACGCCUUCGAGUGGCUCAGUCAGCUGCGGCUCUACUGGGAGAAGGACCUAGACGACUGCACAGUUCGACAAACCCACACUCAGUUCCGCUACGGUUACGAGUACCAGGGGAACUCUGGGAGACUGGCCGUGACUCCGCUCACCGACAGGUGCUACGUGACUCUGACCACCGCUCUGCACCUGCACCGAGGAGGCUCUCUGACCGGUCCGGCCGGCACUGGGAAGACGGAGACGGUGAAGGAUUUGGGGAAGGCUCUGGGGAUGCACGUGGUGGUGGUGAACUGCUCAGAAGGACUGGACUACAGGGCCAUGGCGAGCUUGUUCUCUGGCCUGGCGCAGACCGGAGCCUGGGGCUGCUUCGACGAGUUCCAGCGGAUCAAGGUGGAGGUGCUGUCGGUGGUGGCCCAGCAGGUGCUCUCCGUCCUGUCGGCGCUCUCCUCUCGACUGGAGCAGCUGCAGUUUGGCGGGCGGCUCAUCCGCCUGGUGGGCUCGUGUGGCGUCUUCAUCACUGUGAAGCCCGGCUGCGCCGCUCACGCUGACCUUCCCGAUGACCUCAAGUCCAUGUUCAGACCCGUCGCCAUGUUGAUGCCAGACUCCACGCUCAUCGCUGAGGUCACGCUGUUGGCGGAAGGCUUCAAGGAGUGUAAGACCCUGGCGAAGAAGGUCUCCACCCUGCACUCGCUGGCUCUCCAGCUGCUCUCCAGACAGGCCCACUACGACUUUGGCCUGCGAGCGCUCAGCUGUUUGCUGCGGCACGCCGGGAGCAAGCGCCGCGCCUGCCCCGAUGUCUCGGACGAAGAAGAGAUCCUGCUGGUGGCUGUGAAAGACAUGCAUCUGGCCCAGCUGACCUCAGCUGACCUGCCGGUGUUCACCGGGCUCCUACAGGAUUUGUUCCCGUCCGUAGACGCGGCGGCUACAGCUCACAGAGAGCUGGAGGAAGCCGUGGAGGCGGAGCUCCGUCACAGCGGCUACCAGGCGACGUCCUUCUCCAUCUCCAAAGUCCUCCAACUCUACGAGACCAAGACAUGUCGACACGCUUGCGUGCUGGUGGGUGAGACGGGCAGUGGCAAGACUGUGACCUGGAGGACUCUGCAGCGGGCCCUCAGCUCGCUCCACCAGCGUGGGGUUCCUGAGUACCAGCAGGUCCAGCAUUUCCCUCUGAACCCCAAGUCCAUGAGCCUGGGCGAGCUGUACGGCGAGAACAAGAGGGAUGGAGUUCUGUCUUCCAUCAUGAGGUCCACGUGUGCAGACGAGGGGCCGGAGGAGAAGUGGAUCGUGUUGGACGGGCCGGUGGACCCGCUGUGGGUCGAGCGCAUGGACUCCGUGAUGGACGACAACAAGGUGCUGACGCUCCUCAGUGGAGAGAGAAUCUCAGUGCCAGGACAGGUGUCUCUGCUGUUUGAGGUGGAGAACCUGGCGGCGGCGUCUCCAGCUACAGUGUCUCGCUGUGGGAUGGUCUACCACGACAACGCUCUCUUGGGAUGGAGGCCGCUCGUCGACUCCUGGCUGGACAAGAGACAUGAGAAUGAAGUGGCCCACCUGAGGCGUUUGUUCGACAAGUUCCUGAGUCGCACGUUGGAGUUCAAGAGGAGGAACUGCAGGGAGCCGAUCCCCGUCAGCGAACUCAGCGCCGUCUCCUCCCUCUGUCGACUCUACGACUCUCUGGCCUCAUGUAGCUAUGAGGAGGUGGUGUCUGGCCCUGAGAGCGUUGGCUGCAUGAUCGAGCUGUGGUUCACCUUCAGUCUGAUCUGGUCCGUCUGUGCGUCCGUGGACGCAGACGGACGGAAGAGGAUGGACAGCUUCCUGCGAGAGCUGGACGGCACGUUCCCCAUCAAGGACACUGUGUAUGAGUACUACGCUGACACCAAGAGCAGAACCUGGACGUCGUUCGAGGAGCAGCUGCCGAAGAGCUGGCGCUACAGCGCCAGCGCUCCUUUCUAUAAGAUCAUGGUUCCCACCGUCGACACGGUUCGAUACCGCUUCCUGGUCAAGUCUCUGGUCCUGGCCCAGUACCCAGUGCUGCUCACCGGUCCAGUGGGAACAGGGAAGACUUUGGUGGCCCAGAGUGUCCUGCAGGAGCUGGAGUCAUCCGAGUGGAGCAGCCUGACUCUCAACAUGUCGUCACAGACCUCCUCCAACAACAUCCGGGCCGUCGUGGAGAGCCGCCUGGAGAAGAGAACCAAAGGGGUGUUCGUUCCAGCCGGUGGGAAGCCGCUGCUGUGUUUCCUGGACGACCUCAACGUGCCGGCCAAAGACGCGUUCGGAUCCCGGCCGCCGCUGGAGCUGCUGAGACUCUGGCUGGACCACGGGUUCUGGUACGACCUGCAGAGACAGACGCCCAAGUUAGUCAAGGACAUGCGGCUCCUGGCCUCGAUGGGGCCCCCUGGUGGAGGGAGAACUCUCAUAUCCAGCCGCUUACAGAGUCGCUUCAACCUCAUCAACGUGACCCCCCCUCAGGACUCUCAGAUCAGACGAAUCUACAGCACCAUGAUCCACCAGAAGCUCCAGGGCUUCAAGGAGGACGUGAAGCCCAUCGGCGAGGUUCUGGUCCAGGCCACCUUAGAACUCUUCCAGUCGGUCAGCGCCUGCUUCCGGCCCACGCCGACCAAAACACACUACCUGUUCAACCUCCGGGACGUGUCCAAGGUGUUCCAGGGUCUGCUGAGAGCCCACCCAGACUUCCACGACACCAAGAGCAACCUGGCCAGACUCUGGACUCACGAGUGCUUCAGGGUUUUCUCCGACCGACUCGUCGACCGCAGCGACGCUGAAGCCUUUGUUGCCCUGCUGACGGAGAAACUGGCUUCUCAGUUUGACCUCACCUUCCACAGCAUCUGUCCCAGCAAACAGCCUCCAGUGUUUGGGGACUUCCUGAGUGAGCCGCGGGUGUACGAGGACCUGGGGGACUCACAAGGACUGAAGGAGUUCCUGGAGAGGCAGCUGCAGGAGUACAACGAGGUGCCGGGCGUAGUGCCCAUGAGCCUGGUGCUCUUCAGACACGCCAUCGACCACAUUGCUCGUGUGCUGCGGGUCAUCAGACAGCCCAGGGGACACAUGCUGCUGGUCGGCGUCAGCAGUUCUGGUCGACAGAGUCUUUCCAAGUUGGCGGCUUUUGUCUGUAACUACCAGGUCUACCAGGUGGAGGCGACCAAGCAGGAGUUCAGAGACGACUUGAAGAAGUUGUACCGGCAGACCGGCGUGGACCACAGAGCCACAGUCUUGCUGCUCGGGGAGAUGGCCGACCCGUCUUUCCUGGAGGAGGUCCACAACCUCAUGAGCGGCGGAGACGUUCCCAACCUCUUCACCACAGAUGAGUUUGUGGAGAUCUGCAGCAGCCUGUCAGCCUCAGCCAGGAGAGACAGCGUGCCCGAGACGCCCCACUCUUUGUUCAGAUACCUGAUGGAAAGGGUCCGCAGCAACCUCCACGUGGUCCUGUGUCUGAGCCCAGGAGAAAGCUUCAGGAGCCGCUUGCUGCAGUUCCCAGCUCUGCUCAACAGCACCACCAUCGACUGGUUCUGCAAGUGGCCUGAGGAGGCCCUGCUGGAGGUGGCGGAGAGGCGUCUGGAAGGGCUGGAUGUGGGCGCAGCUGAGAAGGCCAAGGUGGCGAGCGUGUGUGUGAGCGUGCAUCGGUCGGCCACUCUGCUCUCCCAGAAGAUGACGGCGGAGUUGAGGAGACACAGCUACGUGAGGCCCACAAACUACCUGGACCUGGUUUCCGGAUACAAGAAACUCCUGGCAGACAAGCGGCAUGAGCUGGAGCUGCAGGUCAACAAGCUGCAGACUGGACUCCUGAAGGUCAGCACCACCAGAGAGAAGGUGGAGGUCAUGUCGGCGGAGCUGGAGGAGGCCCGGAGGCAGAUGGCCGAGGUCCAGCUGGAGUGUGACAAGUACCUGUCUGCCAUCGUGCAGCAGAAGAUGGAGGCGGACAAGCAGCAGAAGGCUGUGAGAGCAGACGCUGAGAAGGUCCAGGCGGAGGAGCACCAGUGUCAGGUCCUGGCUGACCUUGCCCAGAGAGACCUGGACCAGGCUCUGCCCGCACUGGACGAGGCAAAGAAGGCUCUGGAGUCUCUGAAUAAGACGGACAUGACUGAGAUCAAGUCGUACGGUCGUCCUCCCGCCAUGGUGGAGACGGUGAUGCAGGCCGUCAUGACUCUUCUGGAGAAGGAGGCCACGUGGACGGAGGCCAAGAGACAGCUGGGUGACGCCAGCUUCAUCAGAACACUGGUGACCUUUGACAAGGACAACAUCUCGGACAAGGUGAUGAAGAAGGUCGGCUCGUACUGCCGCAGCUCUGACUUCGACCCGGAGAAGAUCGGAAACGUGUCCCUGGCCGCCAGGUCGCUCUGCAUGUGGGUGCGAGCCAUCGAGGCCUACGGAAACAUCCACCGGAGCGUGAAGCCCAAGAGAGCCCAGUUCAACGCAGCCGCGGCCCAGCUGGCAGAGAAACAAGCGGAGCUCAGUCAAUCCCAGAAUGCACUGCAGAAGUUGGGGGACGAGCUGGAGCAGCUGAAGCAGAAACAUGGCAACAAACUGUCCCUGAAGGACAGUCUGAGGAAGAGGACCGAGGAGAUGGAGGUCAAGCUGGACCGGGCUGACAAACUGGUGAAGGGACUGGCUGGAGAGAGGGUCCGCUGGGAGGACAGGGUUGCCGGUCUGGAGGAGGAGCUGGGGUUCCUGCUGGGAGACUGUCUACUCGCCGCUUCCUGCCUCUCCUACAUGGGUCCUUUCCGGUCCAGAUACAGAGACGAGCUGCUCUCCACCUGGAUGAAGGAGAUGCAGGGUCUGGGACUCAGGUUCUCACCGGGGUUCACUUUCGCCGACUUCCUGUCCGAGCCAGCUGCCGUGAGGGAGUGGAACGCUCAGGGUCUUCCCUCGGACACGUUCUCCACCGAGAACGGGCUCAUCGUCACACGUGGGAGCAGAUGGCCUCUGAUGGUGGAUCCUCAAGGUCAAGCAGUGAGGUGGAUCAAGAGAAUGGAAAUGAGCAGAGGUUUGAAGGUGGUGGACCUCCAGGUGCCAGACUACUUGGGAGUUCUGCAGGAUGCCAUCCAGUUUGGGAAUCCAGUGUUGCUCCAGAACGUUCAGGAGCAGCUGGACCCGUCGCUCUGGCCGCUCCUCAACAAGUCCCUGACUCGGAUCGGCGGGCGGCUGCUGCUGAGACUGGCGGGCAAGGACGUGGAGUUUCACCCUGAGUUCAGGUUCUACAUCGCCACCAACCUGUCCAACCCCCAUUACGCCCCUGAGACCUCCAGCAGGACCACCAUCGUCAACUUUGCUGUCAAAGAGCAGGGUCUGGAGGCUCAGCUUCUGGGGGUCGUGGUGAGGAAAGAACGUCCUGAGCUGGAGGAGCAGAAAGACUCGCUGGUGAUCCGCAUUUCCUCCGGACAGAGAAACCUGCAGCAGCUGGAGGACCAGAUCCUCAGGUUGCUGAAGGAGGCGAGCGGCUCGCUGCUGGACGAGGAGCAGCUGGUGGAGACUCUCCAGACCUCCAAAGUAACGGCCUCGGAGGUCAGCGAGCAGCUGGAGAGCAGCCUGCGAACUGCAAAGGAGAUCGACUCGGCUCGAGAGGAGUACCGCUCGUGCGCCCGGCGAGCCUCCAUGCUCUUCUUCCUCCUGAGCGACUUGAGCCUCCUGGAUCCCAUGUACCAGUUCUCCCUGGACACCUACAUCCAGCUCUUCGUCCAGAGUGUGGAGAAGAGCGGCCGCAGUCAGAAGCUGGAGGAGAGACUCGCCAACCUCAUCAGCUUCCACACAUACGCUGUCUACAGGUUUGUGAGCCGUACUCUGUUCCAGUGCCACAAGCUUCUCUUCAGCUUCCAGAUGUGCGUGAGAAUCCUGGAGGCGUCUGGCAAACUCAACAGGGAGGAGUACAACUUCUUCCUGGGAGGUGGUCAGGUUCUGGAUGGUCAGGUGGACAACCCGUGCAGCGACUGGCUGCCGGACUCCAGCUGGGAUCAUAUCUGUGCGCUGGACAAGCUUCCCAACUUCCACGGCAUGGUGACCUCGCUGGAGCUGGACCGGCGCGAGUGGCACGUUUGGUUCAGCGGAGCCCAGCCCGAGAGCACGCCGCUUCCAGCCGCCUGGGAAAACAAGUGUAGCCACCUCCAGAAGAUGUUGAUCGUCCGCUGCCUGCGUCAGGACCGCGUGUCCUCCUGCGUCGCCUCCUUCGUCACCAACACGCUCGGCGCCCGCUUCGUGGAGCCUCCGGUUCUGGACCUGAAGGCCGUGGCAGUGGAGUCCUGCAGCAGCUCUCCUCUCCUCUUCAUCCUGUCCCCUGGAGCCGACCCGGCGGGCCCGCUGCAGCAGCUGGCCGAGCUCUCCGGCAUGAGUGGCCGCUUCCACACUCUCUCCCUGGGACAAGGACAGGCUCCGGUCGCCGGGAGGCUGCUGGAGGACGGAGUGAGAAACGGUCACUGGCUCUUUCUGGCCAACUGCCACCUGUUGCUGUCCUGGAUGCCCCAGCUGGACAGAGUGGUGGAGCAGCUGGAGGUGCAGGAGCCCCACCCAGACUUCAGGCUGUGGCUCAGUUCUUCUCCACACGUGGAGUUCCCCAUCAGGCUCCUGCAGGCCAGCGUCAAGAUGAGCUGGGAGCCUCCCAAGGGUGUGAAGGCCAACCUGAGGUGCCUGUACCAGCAGCUGCCCCAGGCCGAGUUGGCCCACUGCUCCAGAAGCAACGUCUACCGGAAGCUGCUCUUCUCCCUCAGCUUCUUCCACAGCGUGCUGCUGGAGAGGAGCCAGAUGCUGCAGCUGGGCUGGAACCGCAGCUACAGAUUCUCCCCCGCGGACUUUGAGGUCGGCCGCAGUCUUCUGGGCCUGUACCUGGACCAGCACGAGGAGGCGCCCUGGGAGGCGCUCAGGCUCCUCGUGGCCGGUGUCACCUACGGAGGUCACGUGACCGAGGAGUGGGACCGCCGCCUGCUGGACACGUACACGGCUGAGUGUUUCCGCGACGACGUCGUCCAGCAGCCGCUCUACAAGCUCUCGCCCCCCCACUACGCCCCCCGUGACGGGCCACAGUCCUCGUACCUGGACCACAUCAGCACCCUGCCGCCCACGGAGUCGCCCGAGGUGCUGGGGCAGCACCCCAACGCCCAGAUCAGCGGCCGGAUGGCGGAGAGCCGGGCGCUCCUCAGCAGCCUGACGUCCCUGCAGCUGCUCUGUGGGGACCGACACACACCUGCAGGCAGCCGAGCAGGAAGCAGAACCGAGCGAGAGCUGAAGGUGCUGGAGCUGCUGCCGGAGCUGCGCGCCACCAUUCCGUCAGCCGUCACCGAGCACGACAGCUCCGUCCUGCAGGGGCACCGCGGUCCUCUGGACGUGGUUCUGCUGCAGGAGAUCCAGAGAUACAACCAGCUGCUGGAGACGGUCAGGUGGUCUCUGGAGCAACUGGAGAACGGGAUCACAGGAGUGGAGGUGAUGUCACCAGGUUUGGAGGAGAUCUUCAACUGUGUCCACGAUGGCAAAGUUCCACCACUGUGGGGGAAGACGUACCCGUCACUGAAGCCUCUGGCCGCGUGGACCUCAGACCUGCGCCAGCGGGUGGAGCAGCUGGCCCGCUGGGUCCAGACCAGCAGGCCGCCCGCGCUCCUCUGGUUGUCCGGCUUCACCUCCCCGAAGGCGCUGCUGACCGCCGUGCUGCAGUCGUACGCUCGACAACACCAGCAGAAGCCCGUGGACUCGCUCUCCUGGGAGUUCACCGUGUCCACCGUGGACGACAGCCACCUGCUCCACCCGCCGCAGCAGGACGGCGUGCUGGUGCGCGGGCUCUUCCUGCAGGGGGCAGCGUGGGACAGGAAGAACUCCUUUCUGGUGGAGGCCCAGCCCAUGCAGAUGUUCUGCCCGAUGCCCAGCGUCCACUUCAAACCCUCGGACAACCGCAAGAAGACCCCCAGGAGCGUCUACGUGUGUCCCUGCUUCUCCUCCCCGCAGCGGUCGGGGUCGGCGGCCGCAGACUUGUUUGUGGCAGCCGUGGAUCUGAAAUCUGGAGCCUUGACCCCGGACCACUGGGUCAAGAGAGGAACGGCGCUGGUGCUGAGUCUGGACCACUGAAGUCUGAAGCUCUGACUCCCUGAACAUGAGUCACAGUGACUGAGCUUGGGUAAAACAGUCCAGGCGUGUUUGUGAGGACCAAGUCAUGUGACCAGUGAGGAGGUCAGUUUGCUGCCGUCCCUGGUCCAGUCCUCACGCACCUUGUUCUGUGUGCACAUAAGCUCAUGUGAGGUGAGCUCCUCCGUGACGGACUUUAUCUGGUUCAGAACACAAGAGCUUUCUGACGAUGACUCUCUUCUGACUGGAACAACGCUGCACAACACUCGCCGCUGCUGUUUGUUGCUGCAGACAAUGUGUUGCCACAUGUUUAGCAUGAGUCCACUGACCACCCCCUGCAACUGUCAGAGAGAGAGAGAGAGAGAGAGACCACCCGGCUGCUCAGCCCGACCCAGAGCAGCUGGGAACACUGGACCUGAGCAACUGGCAGAAGAGCUGAGUCAUCAAAGUGCAGCAGGAGAAGACUGUUGUUGUAAAGGUGGAGCAGAGUGGAGAGUUCAGAUCCAUCAUCUCGGUGUGUUUCUGACCUUGUGAUAAAGCUGAAAAUCCCACUGGAGUCUCUUGUCUUUUCUCCUUUAAGAGUCAAACACUGUGAUGUUGAAGAGCACACACGC
Messenger RNA from Synchiropus splendidus (mandarinfish), 15198 nucleotides. RefSeq names its product dynein, axonemal, heavy chain 2 (gene dnah2). The record is from RefSeq and is a predicted model, not a curated record. The transcript is spliced from 88 exons. Gene Ontology annotation, molecular function: minus-end-directed microtubule motor activity; dynein light intermediate chain binding; dynein intermediate chain binding. NCBI's taxonomy places the organism in Eukaryota, Metazoa, Chordata, Actinopteri, Syngnathiformes, Callionymidae. Gene Ontology annotation, biological process: microtubule-based movement. Bases 1301 to 14587 code for a protein of 4428 amino acids. Gene Ontology annotation, cellular component: dynein complex.